Molecule: messenger RNA, 1983 nt
Organism: Hyposmocoma kahamanoa
Lineage: Eukaryota; Metazoa; Arthropoda; Insecta; Lepidoptera; Cosmopterigidae
Gene: Pabp
Product: polyadenylate-binding protein 1
Exons: 3
Coding region: 118-1950 (610 amino acids)
Cellular component (GO): ribonucleoprotein complex
Molecular function (GO): RNA binding
Source: RefSeq, a predicted model, not a curated record
CGUGCAACGUGGUCUAAGGAAUGCGAUAGUCAUUGUAAAGAGAAAGUGAAGUUACUCGUUGCUAACGUUAAGUAAAGUUAAUGUUCUACAUAAAACUGUUAGUGUGAGAUUUUCAAAAUGAAUCCUGGUCCACCCAAUUACCCCAUGGCCUCUCUGUAUGUCGGAGACUUGCAUUCCGAUAUUACUGAAGCCAUGUUGUUUGAGAAAUUUUCAACGGCUGGUCCGGUACUCUCAAUUCGCGUUUGUCGCGAUAUGAUAACACGUAGAUCCCUCGGCUACGCUUAUGUUAAUUUUCAGCAGCCUGCGGAUGCUGAAAGAGCUUUGGACACUAUGAAUUUUGACAUAAUCAAAGGAAGACCUAUUAGAAUCAUGUGGUCCCAACGUGAUCCUUCUCUGCGCAAGUCUGGCGUAGGUAAUGUUUUUAUAAAGAACCUUGACAAGACCAUUGACAACAAAGCUAUGUAUGAUACUUUCACGGCUUUUGGAAAUAUUUUGAGUUGCAAAGUAGCUCAAGAUGAAAAUGGAGCAUCUAAAGGCUACGGCUUUGUGCAUUUUGAAACUGAAGAAGCUGCCAAUAAAUCCAUUGAAAAAGUAAAUGGUAUGCUCUUGAACGGAAAGAAAGUUUACGUGGGCAGAUUCAUUCCUCGUAAGGAACGUGAAAAGGAACUGGGAGAGAAGGCUAAAUUGUUCACCAAUGUGUAUGUCAAGAACUUUGGAGAAGAUUUCUCUGAUGAAAUGUUGAAAGAUAUGUUUGAAAAAUAUGGCCGUAUCACAAGCCACAAAGUAAUGUAUAAAGAUGAUGGAUCCUCUAGAGGUUUUGGAUUUGUAGCUUUUGAAGAUCCUGACGCGGCUGAAAGGGCCUGCAUGGAGCUCAAUGGAAAAGAGCUAGUUGAGGGUAAGCCAUUGUAUGUAGGACGAGCACAGAAAAAAGCUGAGCGUCAAAAAGAAUUAAAACGCAAAUUUGAGCAGUUGAAGUCUGAACGAUUGACUCGUUAUCAAGGUGUGAACUUAUAUGUCAAGAAUUUGGAUGAUACCAUUGAUGAUGAAAGACUUCGUAAGGAAUUUGCUCCAUUUGGUACUAUCACUUCAGCCAAGGUAAUGUUGGAAGAUGGACGCAGCAAAGGAUUUGGGUUUGUAUGCUUCUCAUCUCCUGAAGAAGCUACAAAGGCUGUCACUGAGAUGAAUGGGCGAAUUGUGGGAACAAAACCUUUGUAUGUAGCUUUAGCUCAACGUAAAGAAGAUCGUAAAGCCCAUCUAACUUCUCAGUAUAUGCAGCGUAUGGCAAGCAUGCGCAUGCAGCAGAUGGGCCAAAUAUUCCAACCAGGCGGAGCUGGAGGCUACUUUGUGCCUACUAUCCCACCAGCACAGCGUUUCUAUGGCCCCGCACAAAUGACUCAAAUCAGACCGUCUCCAAGAUGGACUCAGCCACCUGUAAGGCCAAGCACUCAAACUGCAGCUUCUGCGUAUCCUAAUAUGCAAGCUCCUUUCCGUCCUGCGCCAAGAGCUCCCGCCCAGGCUGCUCUACGCGCUUCGAUCGGUGCUAGACCAAUCACUGGCCAACAAGGUGUAACAACAGCUGCAUCUAUACGUGCACCUCUUGUUACACAAGGCGGACGUCCGGCGGGUUAUAAGUACACCGCCAACAUGCGCAACCCGCCAGCGCCACAGCCCGCUGUACAUAUCCAGGGUCAGGAACCUUUGACAGCUACUAUGCUUGCUGCUGCACCACUUCAAGAACAAAAACAAAUGCUAGGAGAGCGACUAUUCCCUCUUAUUCAGAGAAUGCAUCCUGAUUUGGCUGGCAAAAUAACUGGAAUGCUUUUAGAAAUUGAUAACUCUGAGCUCCUGCACAUGUUGGAGCAUGCAGAGUCCCUUAAAGCCAAGGUGGAUGAAGCUGUUGCAGUUUUGCAGGCUCACCAGGCCAAGCAACAAGCUACAAAGAAGGAAUAAAGAUUAAAAUCUGAGCUGGCACAAUAAACACCC